AUGGUCGGACUAAGUAUUAAUGAUGCUAUCUUAGCUUUUGCUUUGAUAUAUUCCAGCAUUGAUAUUUUUACCCAAUGGAAUAGCUUUGCAAGCUGUUGUCAUCCUAUCCAACUUUGGCUUGUAAUUAGCUAUGCCACAAUUAUCUUGUUUAGAAUUAUAUACUAUAUUUCUCAGUAUAUAUCUGAAGAUAGUGAAGAUUUUCUUCCCAGUACAAGUACUUCAGGUGUACCAUUUUGGCUUAACUUGAGUAUACUUUGUAUUAUUUUCCCCUUUUUUGUAUCAUGGACAAUUGUUGGGACAAUUUGGUUUAAAAAUAUUGAGUUGAAAACUCCCCAAUGUUUACCUCGAAAUGGUGCAAAUCAUCCCUGGUUUCUUAUUUUCUGGCUAAUUCUAUGUUAUGUAUGGAUUGCAAUGUAUUCAGCAUUUAUAGGGAUCUCCGUAUUCUUCGAAUUUAGAAUACGAAGAGCGGAAGAAGACCUUCAACUAUUAGAAAAUGAAGAAAUUGUACGUAGAUGGGGAAGAUUGCGUCUUUUAGCAGACUAUGGUAUUCACUUUAUUAGGCAUGGACUAUCUCCUGUUGAGGUUUCGGCAUUACCAGUAAGAAAAGUUAAAAGUAAUGAAUGUAUUGGUCCUUGUUCUAUAUGUAUUGAAGACUUCAAAGCUGGUGAUGCAAUAAGAACUCUCCCAGCUUGUGGCCAUUCAUUUCACAAAAGUUGUAUUGAUACUUGGCUAUUGAGAAAUGCAAUUUGUCCAAAUUGUAAAACUCUAGUUAGGUAUGGAAAGACUGAAACUGGAACUACUCCAACUAGAUUCUCUGCAGAUUCAGAUACAUCAAUGAACCAAGAUACAAUCUCCACUACUGAUUUCAAUGGAGAAGAUCCGAUUGAUGAUAUGAAUGUAUAA
Molecule: messenger RNA, 903 nt
Organism: Cryptosporidium muris RN66
Lineage: Eukaryota; Apicomplexa; Conoidasida; Eucoccidiorida; Cryptosporidiidae
Product: zinc finger, C3HC4 type domain-containing protein
Exons: 1
Coding region: 1-903 (300 amino acids)
Biological process (GO): sugar mediated signaling pathway
Molecular function (GO): ubiquitin-protein transferase activity
Source: RefSeq, a predicted model, not a curated record